Messenger RNA from Gymnodraco acuticeps, 2678 nucleotides. RefSeq names its product phosphoinositide 3-kinase regulatory subunit 4-like. Gene Ontology annotation, cellular component: late endosome; phosphatidylinositol 3-kinase complex, class III, type I; phosphatidylinositol 3-kinase complex, class III, type II. Gene Ontology annotation, molecular function: protein binding; protein serine/threonine kinase activity. The record is from RefSeq and is a predicted model, not a curated record. Gene Ontology annotation, biological process: late endosome to vacuole transport; protein phosphorylation; macroautophagy. Lineage: Eukaryota; Metazoa; Chordata; Actinopteri; Perciformes; Bathydraconidae.
AUCGAUAAGGAGCUGGUGCUGCUGAGCGUGCUGAAGGAGCCGGUCAGUCGCUCCAUCUUCGACUACGCCCUGCGAUCCAAAGACAUCGCCAGCCUCUUCCGCCACCUGCUGCUGAGACAGAAGAAACGAGCCGGAUCCAUCCCAGAAUGCCCGGCGGCAGAGGACCCCGCCAUCGCUCAGAUGCUGAAGAAGCUGCUCUCACAGGGGAUGACGGAGCCGGAGGAAGACAAGCUGCUGGCGCUCAAAGACUUCAUGUUGAAGUCCAACAAGGCCAAAGCCAACAUGGGGGACCCCGGCCCGGCGGGGGAGGGGCUCAGCGGGGUCAUCGACCUGCUGACCCUGGGGAUCACCGGCCGGCAGGUGGACCUGGUGAAGCCCAGAGCCGAGCCCGACGACAAGAGAGCGAGGAAGCACACCAAGCAGGACUCCACCAUGAACGAGGAGUGGAAGAGCAUGUUCGGGUCGCAGGAGCCCGCCUCCACCCAGCCGCCCACGGCAGAGGGUCAGGUGAAGAAGAGCUCGGCUCCGCCCCCCGCUCUGGCGGCGGUUCAGAGUGGGCCGGCCUAUCAGAGACGGCUGAACACCUGCAGGGUGGAGCUUCAGCAGCUGGUUCAGCAGAGGAGAGAGCAGAGCAGCGCUGAGAGGAAGCACAAGCACAUGAUGGAGAGCGCAGAGUGGGAGAGCAGACCCCCCCCUCCAGGGUGGCACCCUAAGGGGCUGCUGGUGGCUCACCUUCACGAACACAAAGCGGCCGUGAACAGGAUCAGAGUUUCCGACGAACACUCGAUCUUCGCCACGGCCUCCAACGACGGCACCGUCAAAGUGUGGGACAGCCAGAAGAUGGAGGGCAAGACCACCACCACCAGGUCGGUGCUGACGUACUCUCGUAUCGGCGGUCACGUGAAGACGUUGACUUUCUGCCAGGGCUCUCAUUACCUGGCCGUGGCCUCAGAUAACGGAUCCAUCCAGCUGCUGGCAGUCGAGGCCAACAAACCCCCCAAAUCCCCCAAAGUGCAGCCCUUCCAGACCAGGGCUCUGGACCUGCAGGAGGACGGCUGUGCGGUGGACAUCCAUCACUUUAACUCCGGCGCUCAGUCGGUGUUAGCCUACGCGACGGUUAACGGCUCCCUGGUGGGCUGGGACCUCCGCUCCAACUCCAACGCCUGGACGCUGCGCCACGACCUCCGCCUCGGACUCAUCACCUCCUUCACCGUCGACAUGCACCAAUGCUGGCUCUGCCUCGGUACGAGCAGCGGCACCAUGGCAUGCUGGGAUAUGCGGUUCCAGCUGCCCAUCUCUAACCACACCCACCCCGCCCGAGCACGAAUCAGACGGCUGCUGAUGCAUCCUCUCUACCAGUCCUGGGUCAUCGCAGCUGUGCAGGGGAACAAUGAAGUGUCGAUGUGGGACAUGGAGACGGGGGAUCGUAAGUUCACCCUGUGGGCGAGCUCUGCUCCUCCACUGUCUGAGAUGCAGCCCUCUCCUCACAGUGUGCAUGGGAUCUACUGCAGCCCUGCUGAUGGAAACCCUCUGCUGCUGACGGCUGGAUCUGACAUGAGGAUCAGGUUCUGGGACCUGGUGUACCCUGAGAGGUCGUACAUCGUGGCGGGGGGGGCUAACGACUCCCUGCACUGUCCCUCUGUGAUGUACAGCAGGAAGAUCAUCGAGGGCACCGAAGUGGUUCAGGAGAUCCACAGUAAGCAGAAGAGCGGCGUGUUGGAGGACACCCCCCGCCGCGGACCAGACUCACUUCCUGUUGGUCACCAUGACAUUGUGACGGACAUCGCCACCUUCCAGACCACGCAGGGCUUCAUCGUCACCGCCUCCAGGGACGGCAUCGUCAAAGUGUGGAAGUGACACUCACACACACACACACACACACACACACACACACACACACACACACACACACACACACACACACACACACACACACACACACACACACACCGGAUACGUGUCAGUGGACGCCAACAUUAGCUUGUUAUGAUCUGAAUGAAUUUCCUCCCGUUGCAGCGUCUCUCCUCUCAUUGGCUGCUGCUGAUGCUGUUUAUAACUUCCUGUGUUAUCACCCAAUCACGUCUCUGCCUCGCUUUAUGCAUUAGUGCUCUAUAAAUGCUUAAUCUGACACUCUUUAAAUGACACACAAAGGAUCACAAUCAGGAAGCUUUAGUCAAUUAAGAACAUUAUUUAGAGACAAGGACAUCAAAUGAAAGGAGGUGUCACUGAUAGGCUGCAGAUAAAGAUUAGAUUGUAUAGUUAGUAUUAUUGUUUACCUACUUGUUGUCCUUCAUAAACAACACAAUCCCUUCAGCCAGGCACCAUAAACACAUUUCUUUAGAUCCAUAUUGGAUAUUCAAAAGCAAAUCCUUGGUGUCAGCACGAUAGUGAUAUUCAUCGAGCACAAAUGAUGUAAUUUGAGCGGAAACAUGACAUAGUUUUGGGCUAAAGACGUGUGACCCGAACAGAUCCACAGUGCGACACUUUGUCUCUCGUUAACAACAAAUCCACUUUAAAGCGUUCAGACGUGACCCCUUUAAUAACCCCUCGUUGUGUACAUAUACGUUAUUUUAAAUCUUGAGUAAUAUAAAGUUUGAUUUGUACAAAUAUCCCAUGAUGCAUUGUGUUGCUGCAUCUCAAUGUGUGUCCAUCUGUUGAAUAAAACAUCUGAUAUCAUU